AUGUCUCGCCCGGAUACGAGCUUUCUGCUGAUGCUCUGUGCGUCGUCCCAGACGCGUCGUCGCUCCCUCGAGACGCUCCGAGACUUGAGACGCCGGCUGCACGACGAGCGCAGGCGCUGGGAGUGGCAGCGGCUCACCCGAAUGCGCCAUUACAUCACCCUGGACUGCCUAAAGGAGCCUGAGCAGUCUUCUUGGAUGGACACCUGGCUCAAAGGAACCGACGAGAAUAUGAUAAAUGUGACGAGCCUGUCUCGGGCCUUGUUCAACCUUCUACUAUCUCGCUUUGCGCCUCAUUACGAGAUUCCCAUCUUCUACUCGAAAGGAGGGCGGCCUCGAAAGCUCCAACACCACCAUCAGGUGUUGGGCUUGCUUCUA
Messenger RNA from Phytophthora sojae, 375 nucleotides. RefSeq lists its product as hypothetical. The transcript is spliced from 2 exons. The annotation marks the transcript as partial. NCBI's taxonomy places the organism in Eukaryota, Oomycota, Peronosporomycetes, Peronosporales, Peronosporaceae. The record is from RefSeq and is a predicted model, not a curated record.